CUGAUAUUUCUAAUACUACUCAUGCGGGUGGGUGUUUACCUGUAGUAAACUACAACCCACCUCCUGCUAUUUCCUCUCCACCUGCCUUACCACUGAAGAAAAAUAGCCGAAAAAAGAAAACAGGUAAAAUAAGUGUAGCAUCUACUGAGAUAGAGACAGAG
Funneliformis caledonium is the source of this 161-nucleotide messenger RNA. The record is from the annotation of a GenBank genome assembly. Lineage: Eukaryota; Fungi; Glomeromycota; Glomeromycetes; Glomerales; Glomeraceae.